Coprinopsis cinerea okayama7#130 is the source of this 2025-nucleotide messenger RNA. RefSeq lists its product as hypothetical. Lineage: Eukaryota; Fungi; Basidiomycota; Agaricomycetes; Agaricales; Psathyrellaceae. Gene Ontology annotation, cellular component: Golgi apparatus. The record is from RefSeq and is a predicted model, not a curated record. The transcript is spliced from 12 exons. Bases 142 to 2025 code for a protein of 627 amino acids.
CUACAGAGAUUUCCCAAAUGAAUUGACAGUUUCCAGGGACUUAGGACAUGAUUCUCACUUUAAUCUCUUCGUCGUCGCUGCUCUCCCUUCUUCGUCUUUCCCUCUUCCUGGGCGGGCUCCCUCACGGUAUAGACUACCACAAUGUAUACCAUUAAAUCCUUUCUACAUACUAUUUAUGCCCGCAUCGUCCUCAGCCGCACAACCACAUUCUUUUUCGUCUUCAGCUUAAUUUAUUGCUUCACCCAAGGCGUCAUCCAGUCUCUGCUGCACGGCCAGGACCAUGACAUCCGAGGUCUGCUCAAAGGCGUCGUCGACCCCGUCCUAGCCAACGCCAAGGGCAACAUGACCUUCGUCCUUGGCUCCCCGGGCGCACUGCACCUCCAAAUCUGCAACGACGUGCCCUAUGAAAUGGUCGGAGCACCCACCAAAGCCCAACCGGUCUACCCCUGUACAACCGUCUUUCGCUCCUCCACAGAUGCCUCGUCUACCCUCUACGACACAGCACGGACACUGGACUGGUCAAAGGGCAUCGAAGUAUGGCGGUCCACACCAGGCCUUGACAUCGAAUACUCGGGUUCAGCCCGCGUCGCCACCGCCCCCAAAUCCGACAACUCGACCGCCAUAAUCGACGGGGUCAUUAUCACCUCUGUCGCAGACCAGGACAGGAUCAACCUCAGUUUGCAAUGCAUCCAGACCCUGUCGUACCCGAAGCAGAUCCUGGAUAACUCAAAACGCGAAGACAUCGCAUUAAUCAUGCUCCAACCCUGGCUCUGGACCAUCUCAGUUUUGGCGGUAGUCAUGGACUCGGUUCCACAUCUGUUAACGGCAAUCGUAACCCGCACCAUUGUAACAGCCUGGUCCGCAUUCAGCCUCUGGCGCACAACCCGCGACCAAUCCCUCUUCCACGAACUCCUGGCUGAGCCAGGUACACCCUGCUCUCUCGACCUUUUCACCGACUACUUCCAAAAUCGCAUUCCUCUUCAGAUCACAGACGUGGUUCUAUCAUGCACAGCGUUGAUCAUCUUCUUCGUCCUCACCAUACGAUUGCUCAAGACCUACAGCUCACAUGCAUUCCAAUGCAUCGGCGCUCCAGACCACAUUAACCGCAUCAACAAGUUCUUCCUCGCCCUCCUCUCAUGCCUCCAACUCGAAGUAUUCGCCCUCACCACCGCAAUGGCAAUGUGGAUCGACGUCCUCCUCAACACCGCCAUCGGGAGCGUAACACCGCUGAUGAAAACCUACAUCGCAGUUUUCAUUACAACUGUUUUGGUCCUCCUCCCAUGGAUCGCGAUGGGCUGGUUCGCAACCAAACGCGAAAAACGCUGGAUGAUGGCCGCGUUCCUCUUCUUCGGGUUCGCAAUGCUCUUCGCAUGGCUCCUCAUGUUCUACUCCAUCGUUUAUCGAUGGACGUUCCUCCAAUGGCCAUUCCUAGGGUGUUUCACCGUCUCCUCACUCGUCUUGCUCAUCGCAAGCUUCGUAUUGGGCGUCAUCUGCCGUACGCAGUUCGGCAAAGGACACGCCGAGUAUCUCCGCGCAGAAGAAGCCCUCUCCUCCCUCAACUUCACCCGCGAAGUCUUCACCCGCAACACCAACCACGACAACUUCGACUUGGACCCCUCCCAAACCACCUCCGCAACCGAAAUCAAAACAAACUUCAAAUUCCCAUUCUCCCCUUCUUCCCAAUCCCAAUCCAAACCCCGUAACCCCACCUCCCUUUUCCCCUCCUCCAACUCGGGUUCCAAACGCUGGAAGAUGACACCUUUCCCAUUCCUCUCUCUCUCCCGUGAUCACGACCAUACCCGUGACAACAACGACGUCCACACCCACGAUCUGAGUCUCAACACCCGAAGCAGUAUCUCCAAGGACCCAAACGCACAGGGAGACCGCAAACCCUCGCUCACGCUCUCACACACCUCCCGUCCAAGCGUUUCCAUCUACUACAUCCAGACGCUCGAGAGUGACGGAGCGGGUGGGGUACAUGCCCUACAGGAAGGCAAAGGGCAUAAGGGGCCUUUUGGUGUUUGA